UCGAUCAUUUCAGUCAUGGAAGAAUAUUAUUUCUGGUUCAUGAGCUUGGGUUUUUUCUUCAUUCUGCUCGUCUCCAAGUUCACAACACAAAAGUACUACUGGGCAAGUAACCAUAGAAAAGUACUCCCACCAAGCCCACCUUCUAUACCAAUUAUAGGUCAUCUUCAUUUGCUCAGAAACAAAAAGGAACCACUUCACCGGACUUUCCACAAACUCUCUAAGAAAUAUGGUCAAGUCUUAUUUCUCCGAUUGGGAGUUCGGAACCUGCUUGUGAUCUCUUCACCUUCUGCGGUUGAAGAAUGCUUUACAAAGAACGAUGUCAUCUUUGCAAACCGUCCACGCUCCCUUGCCGGCAAACAUCUCAACUACAACUACAAAUCACUACUUUGGGCUCCGUACGGUGAUUAUUGGCGCACCCUCCGUCGCCUUACCACCUUAGAGCUCUUCUCCGCAAAGCAACUCACCAUGCUCAUGAAUUUUCGGAAGGAGGAAGUCCGUGUUUUGCUCAAGGAACUGUUUGAAGACUGCGGUGGAAGUACUAGUGGGAAUUGGGCAAAGGUGGAGUUGAGACCGAGGUUGAAGAAGCUGAGUUUCAACGUCAUGAUGAAGAUGAUAGCGGGGAAGAGGUAUUAUAGUGAAGAUGGAGCCGAGGAGGAAGCGAGCAGCUUUAGGGAGUUGAUAAAGGAGCUGAAGGAGAUCCAUGGGAUUUCAAAUCUUAAUGAUUUCUUCCCGGUUCUUCAAGUGGUGGAUUUUCAAGGGGUGGAGAAGAGGAUGAUGAAAUUGAUGAAGAAGAUGGACCGAUUUUUUCAAAACCUUAUCGACGAGCACCGGAGGGUGAGGAGUGAUGGAGUCUGCAUUGAGAGUAAGCCAACUUUGAUCGAUAUAAUGCUAUCUUUGCAACAGACAGAUCCUGAGUUUUACACAGACGAAACCAUGAAAGGUGUUAUAACCUCAAUUAUACGUGCUGGGACUGAAUCUGCAUCCACGGCCGUGGAGUGGUCAAUGUCAGUUCUUCUCAACCAUCCAGAUGAAAUGAAAAAGGCUAGAGCAGAAAUAGAAGCUAAUGUUGGAUUGGAACGACCCUUAGAUGAAGCAGAUCUGCCUAAACUAGAAUACCUACAGAAAAUAUACACCGAGGCAAUAAGGUUAUAUCCACCUGCGCCACUUCUUGUGCCGCGCGAGUCAUCGGAGGAAUGCACGAUCAAUGGUUUCCACGUGCCUCGUGGCACACAGUUAUUGGUCAAUGCUUGGAGCAUUCAUAGGGAUCCUGAACUGUGGGAGAAUCCAACAGAAUUUAUGCCAUAUCGAUUUGGAAGCGGCAAGACUGGUGGUACUGAAGGGUUUAAGAUGAUUCCUUUUGGUGUUGGGAGACGAGCUUGUUCUGGAGCUCCUCUCGGGAAAAGAUUGAUGGGACUGAUACUGGGCGCCCUGAUUCAAUGCUUUGAAUGGGAGAAAAUAGAUGGGAAAGAAAUUGACAUGGCAGAAGGACUAGGACAAGCCAUGGCUAAAGCUGAGCCCUUCGAGGCAUUAUGCAAACCUCGCCAAGACACCAUCAGCUUUCUCUCUACAUUAUGAUCGAGUUGGGUAAUAUUAUUAGCUGAUUAAGCUAGCAAUUGUAACUCGAUCAGGCAUGGUACGUGUUAUCUCCUAUGAAUAGUAGUCACGCACUGUCACUAUGGAUAGAUAUUGAAAUAGAAUCGCAUGGCAACGCAGCAUGGGAUUAGUACUCUUUGAAAUCAAUAAUGACUUUGAAACUGGAUCAAAGUAUAACAUAGAUACAUACGUGUGUGAGUGGGUGUGUGUGUUU
Messenger RNA from Rosa chinensis, 1807 nucleotides. Its product is annotated as cytochrome P450 81Q32. The transcript has 2 exons. The coding region runs from base 16 to 1575 and encodes 519 amino acids. Gene Ontology annotation, molecular function: oxidoreductase activity, acting on paired donors, with incorporation or reduction of molecular oxygen; heme binding; monooxygenase activity. NCBI's taxonomy places the organism in Eukaryota, Viridiplantae, Streptophyta, Magnoliopsida, Rosales, Rosaceae. The record is from RefSeq and is a predicted model, not a curated record.